Messenger RNA from Aspergillus clavatus NRRL 1, 3546 nucleotides. Its product is annotated as GTPase BMS1. The transcript is spliced from 4 exons. The coding region runs from base 1 to 3546 and encodes 1181 amino acids. The record is from RefSeq and is a predicted model, not a curated record. Gene Ontology annotation, cellular component: 90S preribosome; nucleus. Lineage: Eukaryota; Fungi; Ascomycota; Eurotiomycetes; Eurotiales; Aspergillaceae. Gene Ontology annotation, molecular function: GTPase activity; U3 snoRNA binding; GTP binding. Gene Ontology annotation, biological process: maturation of SSU-rRNA from tricistronic rRNA transcript (SSU-rRNA, 5.8S rRNA, LSU-rRNA); endonucleolytic cleavage of tricistronic rRNA transcript (SSU-rRNA, 5.8S rRNA, LSU-rRNA); ribosome biogenesis.
AUGGACGACCAAUCGAACAGGGCGCAUCGGCCCGCGAAGGAGAAGAAGAAAUAUGAGGGUAAAAACCCCAAGGCAUUCGCUUUUUCGAAUCCCGGAAAAGGUGGCAGACAAGCCGCGCGCUCGCAUGAUAUAAACGAGAAAAGGCUUCAUGUGCCUUUGGUGGAUCGGUUGCCUGAGGAGGCGCCGCCGCUUGUGGUUGCAGUGGUUGGACCUCCAGGUGUUGGAAAAACCACUCUCGUGAAGUCUUUGAUUCGCCGGUAUACGAAACAGACCCUCAGCACACCCAAGGGACCCUUAACUGUGGUGACGGCGAAACGGCGACGUCUUACUAUCUUCGAAUGCCCCUCCGACUCUCUAGCCAGCAUGAUCGAUGUUUCCAAGAUCGCAGACAUUGUACUCUUGAUGAUUGACGGCAAUUAUGGUUUUGAGAUGGAGACUAUGGAGUUCCUCAACGUCUUGGCCUCCAGUGGUAUGCCAGGAAACGUGUUCGGCAUUCUGACACAUCUAGAUUUGUUCAAGAAACCGAGCACUCUUCGCGCGGCGAAAAAGCGAUUGAAGCAGCGCUUCUGGAGCGAGCUCUACAAUGGUGCCAAGCUGUUCUAUUUGUCCGGCGUGGUGAACGGCCGCUAUCCUGACCGCGAAAUCCACAAUCUCUCCCGCUUCCUUUCCGUCAUGAAGAAUCCUCGUCCUUUGAUCUGGCGUAACUCUCACCCGUACGCUCUUGCGGAUCGUUUCCUGGAUAUUACACCGCCUACGCAAAUCGAAGAAAAUCCCAAAUGUGACCGUACCAUCGCUCUCUACGGAUAUCUGAGAGGAACAAACUUCCCCGCUCAAGGUGCCCGAGUCCACGUUCCUGGUGUGGGUGACUUAACGGUUGCUGGCAUUGAGUCUCUUCCCGACCCGUGCCCCACUCCCUACAUGGACCAGCAAAUUGCCAAAUCAUCUGGCAAAGGCAGCAAGCGCAGGCUAGGCGAGAAGCAAAAGCUCUUGUUUGCUCCCAUGUCAGACGUUGGUGGUGUUUUGGUCGAUAAGGAUGCCGUCUAUAUCGAUGUGAAAACCUCAAAUUUCGAAAGAGGUGACAGCGACGAUGACGAAGACCGCGGUCUGGGAGAACAACUUGUGGUCGGCUUACAGGGUGAGCGCAAACUGCUGGGUGAGGCCGAUGGCGGUGUCCGCCUCUUCAGCGGUGGUGAGGCCAUCGCCAAGGCAGAGGACGAAGAUGAGAACGUUGGCAGAAAGGAGAGGAGAAGAGUGAGAAUCAUGGAAGGGGAGCGUGAUCAGCAGGAUUUGGCUGAGGAUGAUGAUGAUGAAGGGUUCGAGAGUGGAGAAGAUGAAGAACUUGAUGAGGACGAAGAGGGAGACCUCAGCGAUGACGAGGAAGGCGAUCUGGAUGUAUCUGCUCCAGCAGACUUUGCAGCGAACUUCAGGGAGAGACAGAACGGCAGCGCAAAGCGUGAUGAGAAUGAUCUUGAGUUUGCCGAUAGCGAUUCUGAUCUUGGCUCAAUUUCGUCUGUGGAGGACCAAGAGUUGGAAAGCGAUGUCGAUGAGGAUGAUGUGGACGAGGAUGAGGAUGGUGCUUUUCGCUGGAAGGAGAACAUGAUCGCCAAUGCAAAGGCUCUUCAUGGCAAGCGACCAAAGUUCCGUACUGCUGACCUCUCACGGAUGAUGUACGACGAAUCCAUUGCCCCAGCAGAUGUGGUGAAGAGAUGGCGUGGUGACUACGACGACGACGCGGAAGAAGAUAUCGAAGAUGAGGAACCGGAAGAAGAGGACGAUUUCUUCAAGAAGACCAACACUGAGAAGGAGGAGCGAUCGGAUUAUCGCGCCGUUCCGGAAUUCGAUUACGAGAAGCUAGAACAGAAAUGGCAAGACAGUGAGAUGAUCGAGGCUCUGCGGAGCCGGUUCGCCACAGCCAAGUUAUCCCGCGGCGACGAUGAAGAUGAGGACGACGAUGAGGACCUUGAUGAUGCUUUCGACGAAGACGACGAGGGAGACGGCGAGUUCGAAGAUCUCGAGGCCGAUGAUGAGUUCAACGGACUCUCAGACAACGAAAACGACGAAGGUGCUGAGAACAAGGAGGAGCCCGCUGAUCUUGAAGCCGAGCGUGAGCGUAACGCGAAGAGGAAAGAAGAGUUGAGGUUGCGAUUCGAAGAGGAAGAUCGCGAAGGCUUUGCCAACUCGAAAGAUAAUGCGCGACAGGGAGGAGCGGCCGAAGAAGAGUUCGGUGAGGAUCAAUGGUACGAGCUGCAGAAGGCGAAGAUGCAAAAGCAGCAAGAUAUCAACCGUGCGGAGUUCGAUACUCUUGAUCCGGCUUCAAGAGCUAGAGCUGAGGGAUUCAAGGCUGGAACAUAUGCACGCGUUGUGCUUGAGAAUGUGCCUUGCGAAUUCGCGACCAAGUUCAACCCUCGAUUCCCCGUGAUUGUCGGUGGCCUGGCCCCGACAGAGGAUCGGUUUGGCUACGUGCAGGUCCGGAUCAAGAGACACCGCUGGCACAAGAAGAUCCUGAAGAGCAACGAUCCUCUGAUCUUCUCGCUUGGCUGGCGUCGCUUCCAAGCCCUCCCCAUCUACAGCACAUCCGACAGUCGAACACGAAACCGCAUGCUCAAAUACACUCCCGAGCAUAUGCAUUGUUUCGGCACUUUUUACGGACCCCUUGUGGCGCCAAACACAGGUUUCAGCUGUGUCCAGUCACUCUCGAACAAGACCCCCGGUUUCCGGAUUGCGGCUACCGGUGUGGUGUUGAAUGUGGACGAACACACGGAGAUCGUCAAGAAGUUGAAGCUUACCGGUGUGCCUUACAAGAUCUUCAAGAACACCGCCUUCAUUCGGGACAUGUUCAACACGUCGCUUGAAAUUGCCAAAUUCGAGGGUGCUUCGAUCCGAACCGUCUCCGGUAUCCGCGGUCAGAUCAAGCGCGCUUUGAGCAAGCCCGAGGGGUGCUUCCGUGCCACGUUCGAAGAUAAGAUCCUGAUGAGCGAUAUCAUCUUCCUGCGCGCAUGGUAUCCGAUCAAACCCCAUCGCUUCUACAAUCCUGUGACCAAUCUACUUGAUCUGGAGGAAGACGGGACUGGCGAUAACGGAUGGCAGGGAAUGCGUCUGACCGGUGAGGUGCGCCGUGAGAAGGGAAUCCCCACUCCUCAGAACAAGGACUCCGCCUACCACGCGAUUGAGCGACCUACCCGUAACUUCAACCCGCUCCGAGUGCCUCGACAGCUGGCUGCGGAUCUUCCCUUUAAGUCCCAGAUCACCAAGAUGAAGGGACACAAGGACAAGACCUACAUGCAGAAGCGUGCCGUGGUGCUUGGCGGCGAAGAGAAGAAGGCGCGGGAUCUCAUGCAGAAGCUCACGACCAUGCGGAACGAGAAGCAGGCCAAACGUGCCGCGAAGCAAGAGGAGAGACGCAAGGUGUACCGUGCCAAGGUUGCGGAAAGCCUGGAGAAGAAGGCGGAACGAGAGAAGAGGGAGCGUGAUGAGUACUGGCGGCGCGAGGGUAGGAAGCGGAAGGCUCAAGACUCAGAAGGCGGAGGUGGGAAGAAGCGCAGGUGA